Amaranthus tricolor (Joseph's coat) is the source of this 3051-nucleotide messenger RNA. RefSeq names its product glutamate receptor 2.8-like. The transcript has 5 exons. Bases 29 to 2842 code for a protein of 937 amino acids. NCBI's taxonomy places the organism in Eukaryota, Viridiplantae, Streptophyta, Magnoliopsida, Caryophyllales, Amaranthaceae. The record is from RefSeq and is a predicted model, not a curated record. Gene Ontology annotation, molecular function: glutamate-gated receptor activity. Gene Ontology annotation, cellular component: plasma membrane.
UACCAAUCAAAGAUUUUAGAGGAACUAAAUGAAAGUUUCAGUUUGGACAGGAUUGUCAGUAUGGCUCCUAAUCAUGUUGUCUUGGUUUGUGAUUGCAGAUAUAGCUGCAGUUCAUCCGACAGUGAAGAACAAUACAUUGUCUGUGAAUAUUGGGAUGAUUUAUGAGGAAGAUAAUAAAAUCGAGAAGAUGGUUUUGAACUGCAUAAAGUUGGCUCUUUCUGACUUUUAUAAUUCUAAUGGACACUACAAAACCAGGAUAGUCCUUAAAACCAGGGUAUACUCAAAGAAUAAUACUCUCAAUGCUGCUGCAGCUGCUUUGUAUCUUCUUAAACAUUAUGAAGUAAAGGCAAUAUUGAUGGGGCCAACAUCAUCUAUCGAUGCUGCGUUUAUAAUAAAUCUUGGGGAAAAAGCUCGAGUUCCCAUAAUUUCUUAUUCAGCAACGAAUCCAUUACUUUCUUCGAUCCAAGGCUCAUACUACAUCCGUGCAACUCCGGAUGUUUUGCCUCAAGCAAAAGCCAUAGCUGCUCUUGUGCAAGCAUUUCGAUGGCGAGAAAUUGUUCCUCUUUAUGUUGACAAUGAUUAUGGAGCUGGCUUUAUAUCUUAUCUAGCUGAUUCUUUAGCUGAAGUUUAUGCUCGUAUACCAUACCAUGGACCUAUACCCGUGUUUGCGACUGAUGAUCAAAUUCGACAUCAGUUGAAUAAAUUGAAGAAUACGUCCACAACGGUAUUUAUGGUGCAUAUGACUUCUGAUUUGGCUUCUCGUCUAUUCUUGAUUGUGAAAGACUUGCAAAUGUUGGAAGAGGGCUACGUUUGGAUAGCAACAUCCGGUGCGACUGACGAGUUAGGUUUGCUUGAUCAUAGUGUGAUUGAGUCUAUGCAAGGUGUAAUAAGCUUACAGACUUAUGUCACACAAACAGAAAAUCAAAAGAAAUUUGACAAUCGAAUCGAUCCAGGAUUCAGGGAUUUGAAGCUUAGUAUAACAGGACUAUGGGCUUAUGAUGCAGCUUGUGCACUUGCCAGGGCAGUAGAAGCAGUUGGAGGGUCAAAUUUUGGUUUCCGAAAAGAGAAAUUGUCUGGAAAUUUUACUGAUCUAGACACUUUAGGAAUCUCCUACAUGGGGCCAAAACUUCUAAAAACACUGCUUAAUACUAGCUUUAUUGGCCUGGCAGGAAAAUUUAGUGUUCUUAACAGGCAAUUAGAUUCAUCAACUUACAAAAUUAUAAAUGUGAUUGGUAGUGGUAGUAGAGAUAUAGGAUUUUGGACUCCAAAUAAAGGGAUUACGAAAACUUUAAAUUCUUCGAAUUCUGUUCUUAAAGCGAUCAUCUGGCCAGGGGACACGACAAUAACUCCAAAAGGAUGGGCAAUACUUCCAGCAUCUGGGAACCAGUUGAAAGUCGGCAUACCUGUCAAGGCUUUUUAUGAAGAAUUGCUUAAAGUGACAGUUGAUAAAAGCACUGGAAGCCUUAAUAUCAAAGCUUCUGGCUUUUGUAUUGAUGUAUUUGAGGCUGUUAUGGAAAAACUCCAAUACUUAGGACCAUAUAAUUAUUUUCCAUAUCCAGAUUAUGUUGUUCCCACGGAUUCUUAUGAUAAUUUGAUCUACCAGGUGUUUCUUCAGAAAUUUGACAUCGUCGUAGGAGACAUUACUAUAACUGCUAACAGGUCUUUAUACGUGGAUUUUACACUACCCUACACUGAAUCUGGGGUGACAAUGGUAGUUCCCGCAAGAAACGAGAGGCGAAAUGCAUGGGUGUUUUUGAUGCCCUUAAAAACGGAUCUCUGGGUCGCUAGUUUAUGUGCGUUCAUUUUUAUAGCUUUUUCCAUUUGGGUUCUUGAACACCGGAUAAAUGAUGAAUUUCGCGGGCCUCCCUUGCAUCAGGCGGGCACUAGUCUCUUUUACUCAUUCUCAAUGCUCGUUUUUGCGCAGAGAGAGAAUGUGUUUAGUAACUUGGCAAGAUUUGUAAUCAUCAUUUGGUUCUUUGUAGUAUUUGUACUUACUCAAAGCUACACUGCUAGCUUGAGUUCUAUGUUAACUGUUCAACAAUUGCAACCGAUUGUUACAGAUGUACAAGACCUAAUUCAUAAAGGCGUUUACGUAGGGUAUCAAGAAGGUUCUUUCGUCAAGGAACUCUUGAAACAAAAGGGUUUUCAAGAAACAAAACUCGUUCCCUACAUCACCGCAGAGACUCUAGACGAGCUUCUAGCAAAAGGUAGUGCAAAUGGGGGUAUAUCAGCUGUUUUCGACGAAAUCCCUUAUAUGAAACUUUUCCUUGCAAAAUAUUCAUCAAAGUAUGUUAUGGUUCAACCUCUUUACAAGGCAGAAGGAUUCGGAUUUGCAUUCCCUAAAGGUUCGCCCUUAGCAUCGGAUGUUUCAAGGGAACUAUUGAAUGUCAUAGAAGGAGAUGAUAUGACGAGAAUGGAAAAAAAAUGGGGUAUGCCUUCGUCUAAUAGUUCAUAUGAAGGAAACAAAGUAUCAGCUAGCAGUCUUAAUCUUUCGAGUUUUGGGGGGUUAUUCCUAAUUGUUGGAGUUGUUUCAGGAUUGUCUCUCCUUAUCUUCACAGCAACAUUCUUGUAUGAGUAUAGGCAAAUAUGGCUUUACUCCGAUGCUUCAAUAUGGCGUAAAGCUAAAGAUCUGACCGAUGUUUUCUUACAACGCGACAUGGAAUUUCAUACAUUCAGGCGAAAUAUUAUGCAGCAGAGCACAAGAAAUGUGAGAUCUGAUAACAAGUCCAGUGGCUGUGAGUGUGAGGGGAUAAACACUGAUUCAGGUUCCAGCCCCAGGCCAUCAAACUUUACAGAUGAUCGUGUUAGUACGCAACCACCCAAUUCAUUACAAACUGCCUAACCAAGAAGACGAUCAAAGCUUAUAUUUGGAGAGAAGAUCAGAAAUUGGCAACCAGCAAGUUUGAGAUUUAUGGGCCAAAGAUGAAUGCUUUCUAAACAAGAUGUAUACAUUAACAUUAGGAUCCUAUUUCAUAUUCAAUAUUGUUUUCAUUAUUUAUCUUUACUACUUGAUUCUUUUAGAAACCACAAAUUAUGCCAUUUUCUUCAAGU